AGGUCUGGGCUGCCAGAACCAGACUUGGUGACAUUUAACAGCGCGUUAAAUGCCCUCGCGUCCUCGGCCUGCUGGAGGGAGGCCUCCUGGCUGCUGUCGGAGAUGUCUGGAAGCAGGUGGUUGCAGAUUUCGCCCAACAUCGUCAGCUACAACACUGUCCUGAGAGCUUGUGCCAGGAGUCGUUCCUGGCAAGCGGCUCUGCAACUGUUGUCGAAUCUAUGCCAGCAAGGACCCGAAGGUGAAGCGGAUCUGGUGAGCUUCAACACGGCGAUCUCGGCUUGUGAGCGGAGCAGUCAAUGGCAACUUUGCUCCUCGCUCUUGGCAAACUUGGGCCAGCGAGGCCUUCGGCCAGACACAGUCUCCCUGAACACUGUUUUGAGCAGCUUGGCACGUGGUGACGAAUGGCAAAGGGCAAUGCUGCUUUUCGAGGAGCUUUUGGCUGGAUCAGGCCCGGUCGCCGACUCCACCUCCUUGGGAUCUGUUCUUUCCGCUUGUGAGCGAGUGGGGCUUUGGCAGGCGGCUUGGUCGCUCCUUGGCCGCUUCCGCGGCCAGGGCCUGGAGCCACAAAGUGGCGCUCUGCGGGCUGCGCUGUCUGCACUGCGGUCCGGUGGACGUUGGCAAGAAGCGCUACUGCUCCUCGGCGAGCUUGACGACUCAUCUUCUGCGGACGUUGUCGGCUUUAGUGCGGCCAUGGCUGUGUUGGAGACUGCAGGCAGUUGGCAGCAAGCGUUUUGCGUGCUGGCCGAAAUGCGUAGCCGGGGCGUGGCACCCGACUCGUAUACGUACUCGGCAUUGCUUGGCAGCUGCAGAGCUUGGGCAAGCGAGGACGAGGCUGCGGCACUCAAUGCAGCACGGGCUUUGCUAGCAGAUGCGCGGGACCGCCGCGAGGCAAACGAGGUUGUGAUUGGCGCGAUGCUUCGGAUACUUGAGUUUGCAGGGCUGUGGGCUGAAGCUCUGGAUCUGCUUCGAAAGGCGUCGAGGCGGGCUGCGGGACGUGAGCCCAAUCUCAUCAACUACGCAUCCGCAGCAAGCGCCUGUGCGAAGGGCCAGAAGUGGGAGUGCUGCUUGGAUUUGCUGCGGGAGCUUGAAGAGGCCGGCACCAGUCCGGACAUUGUGCUUCUCAGUGCUGUGAUCAGCGCUUGCGAACGUAGCUUUGAGUGGCAGCGAGCGUUGGCAAUCCUGGCAUCUUCAGGCUCUCCGGACGCUGUGCUCAUCUUGAAGCAUCAGCUGCCAGCAUUCCAAUCAAGAUGCUCAUUUGCAGUGCUUGCAUUUAUUCCACAUGGAUUCGGCAUGACGCGGCAGAGCUGUGGUCAGGGUCGGAGGUGGAGAUGCUGGGCAUGUACUAUCGCUGCCGUUUCUGCACUGGUGUUGAACAGGCGAUCCAGGCAUCCAGAGGCUGACUUCGCGCAGCCUCCUGUCUCGCCACGGCCAUGUCGUGGAGUUUUAACUAGGUGUCAGUCUGGCACCGGGACUGUCGAUUCCGACUUAGCCGCAAAGCUGGAGGCCGCAAAGGAGCGGGUGGCGCAAGCCAAAGAGGCGGUGAGCCUUUUCAGGACAGAGCUUUGUGGUCGAAAUUUUCUCUCGCCGGAGAUCAACCAACCACUGCUUACAGAGAUCUUUCUUUCCUUUGUCCCCAAGAGCGCCGCGGCCAUGCGGGAACCGAUACUGGACAAGGCACUGGCAGGAAUCAUUCCCGACAUUGGCAGUGAUGUCGAGGCCUUGGCGGCUUUAGUUGGAGCCAUGGCCACAGCAAGGCUGCCUCAUGACCCAGCUUGGCAACUGAUGGCAGAUGCGGUGGCACAGGAGUGCCGUGGUGCUUCAGCGAGGCAGCUGACGGCCUUUGCCUGGGCCUUCGCGACAGCACGUGAGCCCAGGCAGGAUUUGUGGGAUUCCUUGAAGGCAGCGAUGGCAGGUAAAAUUGGACAACUUUCCGCAGAUGAGCGAGUGACAUUCGCUUGGUCAUGUGCAGAAGUGAACCAGCACGCGAGAAACCUAUUUGGAGAUGCCAGCGAGGUCGCAGCUCCGGAAGCGUCCGCAAAGAUGAUAGAGGCAAUUCAAGCUCUGCCUGGACAGGUGUUGCUUGCCGACCCAGUGCCCAUCCGUCUGGUGCCAGAUGUGCUGGUCGAGGAGCAGGGACAGGAAUUGAUUCGCAUUGCCGAUGAUGCACAGCUUUGGUCCCAGUCGAGUCGUCGUGCUGCCCGAGAUGCUCAGGGAGAGGAUGCUCUCCGGACUUCCUCUUCGGCGGUCCUCAGCUCCCCCAGCAUGUUUGGAAAUCCUGCUGUGCAGGCGGUGCGCAGCUGGGCCUCAAAGGCGCUGCAAGUGCCAGAGGACUUCGUAGAGGCACUGCAGCUGGUGCGAUACCGGAAGGGCGAGCAGUACAGCACCCAUGUAGACUGGGGUCGUCAGCAGGAUGCCUCGUUGUGGCUGGGCGGUCAGCGCACAGCAACGGCACUGAUCUACCUCAACAGCUUGCCAGAUGGCUGCGGAGGCGAGACCUCCUUCGAGAGGCUCGGAGUCUCCGUGCGGCCCCAGGCAGGCGCUGCUCUCGUCUGGCCGAAUGUGGACGCGGAGGGCCGGCCGCAGAACCUGGUCGAACAUCGAGCCCUGCCGCUUCUCUGCGAUUUCCCCAAGUAUGCCGUCAAUGUGUGGAUUCGCGAGAAAAGGCUGCCGGCCUACGUAGGACGAGCUUGA
This is a messenger RNA of Symbiodinium necroappetens, 2691 nucleotides long. Lineage: Eukaryota; Dinophyceae; Suessiales; Symbiodiniaceae. The record is from the annotation of a GenBank genome assembly.